Molecule: messenger RNA, 2565 nt
Organism: Labrus mixtus (cuckoo wrasse)
Lineage: Eukaryota; Metazoa; Chordata; Actinopteri; Labriformes; Labridae
Product: sodium-dependent neutral amino acid transporter B(0)AT1-like
Exons: 12
Coding region: 219-2123 (634 amino acids)
Biological process (GO): sodium ion transmembrane transport
Cellular component (GO): membrane
Source: RefSeq, a predicted model, not a curated record
GUGCCAUAGGUCAAAGUAAAAUACCUCAAUGCCCAUUCCAAUGACAAGCAGUGAGGCAUUUGAGUCAGAGACACACAGUCAACAGAGGACAUUGCCUGAGAAAGAACACAGGUACCAGAAGACUUGCAGGAAAGUAAAAACACUGGUUACUGAAGAGAGUUUCAAUUGCUACUUUUUAAUCGAUUUCUGAGUCCAGUGAAAGAACAAAAAGGGCCACAAUGAAGCUAAAGUUGCCAAACCCAGGACUGGAUGACCGGAUCCCUUCUCAUAAGGACCUCGAGAGGAUGGAGACUGAGGAAGCAGGGGACAGGCCCAAGUGGGACAACAAAGCCCAGUAUCUGCUCACCUGUGUGGGCUUCUGUGUAGGACUUGGUAACGUCUGGAGGUUCCCUUACCUGUGUCAGAGCCAUGGAGGAGGAGCAUUCAUGAUCCCGUUCCUUAUCCUGCUGGUCUUGGAGGGAAUCCCACUUCUGCACCUUGAGUUUGCCAUCGGUCAGCGUCUGAGGAAAGGAAGUGUGGGAGUAUGGAGAUCGAUCAAUCCAUGCCUGACAGGAGUCGGUAUUGCCUCCUUGCUUGUCUCAUUUUUGGUUGGCAUGUACUACAACACCAUCAUGGCCUGGAUUAUGUGGUACCUCUUCAACUCUUUCCAGAACCCUCUGCCUUGGAGCCAAUGUCCCCUCAAUGCUAACAUGACAGGUCUUGUGGAGGAGUGUGCUCGUAGCACCACUGUUGACUACUUCUGGUACAGAGAGACCCUGAACACUUCGACAGCUAUUGACGAUGCUGGAGGUCUACAGUGGUGGAUGGUGCUGUCCCUUGUGUCUGCCUGGACGCUGCUCUAUGUUUGCUGCAUCCGUGGAAUUGAGACCACAGGGAAGGCUGUCUACAUCACCUCCACUCUGCCUUAUCUGGUCCUCACCAUCUUCCUCGUCAGAGGGCUGACCCUCAAAGGAUCUAUAGCGGGGAUUAAGUACCUCUUCACGCCAGAUGUAGAUGAGUUAAUGAAUCCAGCAACUUGGUUGGAUGCAGGUGCUCAAGUUUUCUACUCCUUCUCCUUGGCUUUUGGUGGACUCAUUUCUUUUUCCAGUUACAACUCAAUUCACAACAACUGUGAGCAGGAUGCUGUUGUCAUUUCCAUCAUCAACGGCUGCACCUCAGUGUACGCUGCAACAGUUAUCUACUCCAUCAUUGGCUUCAGGGCCACAGAAAAAUAUGAUGAUUGCAUGGGCAACAACAUCUUGGAGCUAUUGAAUGCCUUCAACUAUCCUGAAAACAGCAUUACAGAGAACAACUACAACGAGGUUUUUAACCACCUCAACACGACAAGUCCAGGAAUCAUCGCUGGAUUGCCAAUAAAGGAAUGCGACAUGAACACUUUCCUCAGUCAGGGAGUUGAGGGAACAGGUCUGGCUUUCAUCGUGUUUACAGAAGCCAUCAUCAAGAUGCCAGUAUCUCCGCUCUGGGCUGUCCUCUUCUUUGUCAUGCUUUUCUGUCUCGGUCUCUCCACUAUGUUUGGCAACAUCGAGGGAGUUGUGGUUCCUUUGCAGGACCUCAGAUUGCUGCCCCGAUCUUGGCCUAAAGAAGUUUUCUGCGCUCUAACUUGCUUAAUAUCGUGUGCUUUUGGUCUCAUAUUUGCCCUGCGCUCUGGAAACUAUUGGCUAGCUCUUUUUGACAGCUUUGCCGGCUCAAUACCCCUUCUGGUCAUUGGACUUUGUGAAAUGAUCUCUGUUAUCUACAUCUAUGGGGUGGAUAGGUUUAAUGAGGACAUUGAGUUUAUGAUUGGUCAUAAGCCCAAUAUCUUCUGGCAGGUGACAUGGAGGGUUAUCAGUCCUCUCAUUAUGGUCGUCAUCUUGGUUUUCUACUUUGUAACCCAAGUCAGCAAGAACAUUACCUAUUUGGUUUGGGACCAGGAAGCGGUGGACUUCCCCACUCUCGAAGCACGACCGUUUCCCUCCUGGAUUAAUGUCAUCAUUUUCAUCCUGGCUGGAAUUCCAUGUUUAGCCAUCCCAGUGUUUGCUGUCUACAAAGUCAUCCAGACAAAAUGCUGCAAGCAGAAGGACUAUGAAGACAAAUUGGAAACCAUCUCUGCCAAAAUACAAAUGAGUGACAAAAUUAAGUUUUAGAGUCCUUUUCCAAUGAAUAUUUAAUAACAAAAUGAAUUUUUCGGUAUGUUGUAAAUCCAUUAUUGCCACAUUAUGCCUUUUUUUCCCCCUAAUACCCAUUAUAGAGACUAUUGACUUGUAAACUUAAAGUAAAUUUGGAAUAAUAUUCUUGUAUGUAGAAAUACAUUUUCUAUUAUUUACUGUAAUUUAAUUUUUUUAAUUAAUGUUUUGGAGAAGACAGUAUUUUUUCUUUUGCUUUUCUUUAUUAUUGUAAUAUUCAGAUACUGCUGUGUCAUAUUUCUUAUAUAAGUGUAUGUUGUAUCUUAAAGAACAGUUAUUUUUUCUUUUUGGCCCUGAAUAGAAGAUUGGCACUUGUUUCAGGCUAGAGCCAACAACAGGUUAACUUAGCACAGAGACUGAAAACCAAAGACUGUAAAUAUAAUUAAAUUAUUAUUAAACCUGA